Messenger RNA from Stylophora pistillata, 1941 nucleotides. RefSeq lists its product as uncharacterized. Gene Ontology annotation, cellular component: cytosol. The record is from RefSeq and is a predicted model, not a curated record. Gene Ontology annotation, biological process: regulation of lipid biosynthetic process. Lineage: Eukaryota; Metazoa; Cnidaria; Anthozoa; Scleractinia; Pocilloporidae.
AGAUUUUCACACACAUUAUCUAGCACGGUGGCUAACUGAUCUGUCGUGAUUGUCUAGACAGCUAAGUGGAUAGAAACUUUUAACCUAAAAAAGAGCUUUUAAUUCUUGGAUAACCGGCGCACAAUGUGGGGGCAAGGAAAAGGUGGAGAUGAAGGAGGAUUUGGGGGUGUGGUAGAGAAAAAUGAGUUGAAUAGCCCUUGCACUGCGUGAUUGACGUGAAAACAUGUUCAAACGUGACGAGUACUGCGUGACGAGUGGUUGUGAAGUAAACAGAAAUCUCGAGAAGCUUAUAUUCCACCGUAGGUGGUUGUAAAUGACACAAAUUAAACAAGGAAACCCCGACGGUUGCAACGUUUAAUUGCUGUGUACUGAGCCAAAGGGGUGUUGUGCGAGGGUAAUAAAACCAUGAUACAUACUGAGAUAACUUACGAGUAGGUGAGAUUACCUAUUUCUACGCUGAACAUUUCUGAACUCACGUGUGUGAAGGUCGAGACUGUAAGCAUUCAUUUUGACCAUAGUGAGUUUAUAUAAAUCCAAAAUGGCAUAGAAUGGGACUAUCAAAGCCUAGCAUGUAGUGUUGGUUCACGUUGAACUGUAGCCAAACUGACAACCGUCAACACCCACAGAGAUCCGUAUCGCGUUUCAUUCAAAUUCUCCCAAUCAGAACAAUAAUUAAGACUCAAAGUGGUGAAGAGAAAUUCUGUGUUUAAAGAAGUAACUCGAGACAGCGAAGGUCACGGUAUUCCUGGUGUAAGGAGCAAUACCUUGUCAUCAUUGGUUGAUUUGGCAAAAGUGUGCCGAUGAUCGCGAAAACUAGUUUUGUUUUAAGGUUAACUUCAUACAAAGUUAAGCAAGGUCACGUCAACGUCACUCAAACGAAAACAUAGUUGUCUUGAAGUUCCAUCGCGCAGUUCUCGUGAGUGUGUAAAAUGGCAAGCCGUGAAAAUCUACCAGAUAUCCUUAACGAAUUCUUCAAAGCGAUAGAUGAGAUGAAUAACACAGUAUUGGUGCCCCAUCGACUUGUGGACAUCCCGGAGGAGAAUGAGCUUCCAUCUGGAAAGUGCCAAUGCUCGACAUCGACUGAUAAUUCUAUGGUAAAGCCUGGAAAAGAAUUGGAGGACUCGGGGCUAUUCGGAACUUAUCACAUGCUUCUAGAUAUCAAGGAAGAAUUGACGACAGGAAAGCCCACGUCGGCUGAGGGAUGCUUCCGUUUGCACAUCAAAGCCGUAAUGGAGAGCAUGAAAUAUCUAACAUGGCUCGCAAAAUCCCUGACCCAAAAUUAUUGUGACGAAGUCUACAGAGGUGGCGAAGACAACUGCUUGCGGCCGAACAGUUUUUCAUAUGGUGCGUUAGAAGAUCUACGCAAGCACAAUGGCAUAAGCCCAGGGCAGCAAGCCAAGGAGCCGACUCAAUUAGGACAGAAAGGAAGACAAAGGUUUUCUUCGAUGUGAAGUUUUUACCAAUUUGACAUAUAUUACAUGAACGAUCGUUUAAGUGGAGUCAUAAAAUAUGGCGAAAGGAGCUCCCAUUGUCUUUUGAGACAAAAUGUAGUACAAACCACGAUGUCAUGUUUCGUUGUCUCGUAAUCAGAGCUGGCAAAAGACACGUUCCACUAAGUAUACCUAGGUCUAAAACAGGAGAAUAAAACAUUUUUCCCAAGGUUUCGCCAUGUUACUUUGGCUUUCAUUUCACCGCCCGUAGGCAUAGAAUGUUUGGUAACGUAACCUUAUCAAUGAUAAAUACAUGGCCUGUAUUUACAUCGGGUCUAAGACAUGUGGAGAACCUAGUCUGUGAAUACAAGUUGCGUAUUAUUUAUUUAUAAGUACAGAUCGUAAACGUGUUUGAAAAUCGGAAUCUAGGAUACUCAUACUGGUAAAAGUUCAAUAUAGUGUAAAAUCCUGUUGGCGAUCAUCAAAUAAAUUUCCUGCAAAACUUGUUUUG